CCGCUCUCAUGAACUGAAAUAACUGAAACAUAACUGCACACAUCAACACCAGACAAGUCUUUGUAAAGAUGCCAACUGUAUUGUCACCUUCACCCGAAAUGGACAAUAUGAACGAGGAUAAAACUGUCAACUCAAGGAGACUAGACAAGUGGCGUUUUCGCUGCCCUAUGUCACACAAACUGAACUCCAGUGAGACACUGCUAUGGUCCCAGUCAUUGGAAAACCUUCUUAGAUCAAAAUAUGGCAUGGCAACGUUCCACGCCUUCCUCAAGUCCGAGUUCAGUGAUGAGAAUAUUGAAUUUUGGCUGGUCUGUGAAGAUUUCAAAAAAGUCAGGACUUCAUCCAGGCUGACGUCAAGGGCCAAGAAGAUAUUUGAACUUUACAUCAAGGCAGAAGCUCCCAAAGAGAUAAACAUCGACCACAGAACGAGGGAGGUCAUCAAACAGAACGUUCAAGCUCCAACUAAACUGUGUUUCGACGAUGCCCAGAAGAUCGUAUAUGGUCUAAUGGAGAGGGAUUCAUAUCCCAGGUUCCUUCGCUCAGACAUCUACAGAUCUCUUCUGGAGUCAGUGUCAGAUAGGCUCAAUGGCUGAACAUCUAAAACAGACUUUAAGACUCCAGAGACUUUUGUUGGAUUGUCGGUGCAAUGAGCGUGAUGGCCAAGGAAAUUUCUUUGGGCCUGGAUUUGCAUGGGACAUCAAGCUCUACAUAAACUCUUGUAUAAGCUACCGUUUUUAUCAGCUGUAGUACACUGCUCCACUGUUUAUGACAAAUGAGCUUUCUGUAGGUGUGUUGAACCACAGGAGCUCAUGAAACAUUUGAAACAUUGAUCCUGUGUUUACACCUGGUAUUGACAUCUGUCUCAUCGUGGAUAUCGCUAUAUACGGGUGCACACGGGGUCCAACAUAUUUUGGGAUCAGGUCAAUUGCCGCAUACUACAUUUGGACAUGGUUGUAAAUGUAUGUGACCACAUUGCAUUUUUAGAGUAAACGCUAUUGUGUAUUAAGUCAUUCCGCUCAACAGUUAAGGAUGGCCUACUGUACUUGCCUGUCAAAUGAUUUUUUUUGUGCUAAAACAAGGGUUUUAACUUUGCUUGUUACGUACAGCUUUGAUAAAGAAUAACUAUUGGAAAAGUCCAUACAUGUACUGUACAUACGUGCAUAAGAAUAUGCAGUGAUACUUGUAACAUGUCAUAAAUAUAUAUGUGAAGGACGCAUUUGAAAUUCAUUUAAUACUGCUCAACCUUAAAUACAGUAAACAUUCUGUUACGUUUGCAGUGAGAUUAAGAACAAGACGUAGCUAUAUUGUAUUUUGAAGAAACAGUGGGAGAUAUGCAUGUAUAGAUGUAAGCUGGGCCUGGGCCUGUUGGACAGAAAUAUCCUGUGAACUUUAUUUAACAAUUUGUACAUAAUAAAUCAUGACUGUCAAAUUUAUGUUGAAAGCAUAAGAUGGCUUUGGAAUGACGUUAAUACCUUUAUAUUAAUUCAAUAUGCAACAGUAGGAUGUUGGAUAAUUUCAGAAUUCCUACCAAUCAAAAAUAUUCCCUGGAUGUUUCUACUUUUUCAAACAUAUAAUAUUGUUUUAUACUAACUGCUAGACAAGCUUAUUAAGCUCAUUUUAUUUAAUAACUUGAAUCAAUUUUAUUUAAUAACUUAAUAACACAAAUGAAAAUAGUAGUUGUUUUGCUUGUUUUUUUGUUAAAGAUAUGUGGUCCCCACAUUUUAAGUGGUCCUAAAAAUGUUGGACAAUAGUAGCUACAAAUGUCAUUGUAUUAAAUAAUAAAAUGUUGUAC
Messenger RNA from Triplophysa rosa, 1792 nucleotides. It is a transcript of the gene rgs13a, whose product is annotated as regulator of G protein signaling 13. The record is from RefSeq and is a predicted model, not a curated record. Lineage: Eukaryota; Metazoa; Chordata; Actinopteri; Cypriniformes; Nemacheilidae. The transcript is spliced from 5 exons. The coding region runs from base 69 to 593 and encodes 174 amino acids.